AUUUAUUUAAUGUCAGUUAACGUAUUCGAGCUCGUUUGUAAACCACUGUCGGAAUGUUUGCCUAACCGAGUCGUUGUACUAGUGCUAAUACGUGGUAAAUUAACGUUCAGUUCAACGUAAGAGAGAUUAGGAAGAACACGUUUCGGCGUUUUAUUGUGUUUUUUUUUUGCAGCAUGUGGUCAAAUACAGACCUCGACGCCAACGCCAACGGUGUAAUGAGCACCGGUGAUGCUACUUUAGACAAACUGGUACAUCAGUGGAUGAGCUGGGAUCAGAAUGCAGCAACACGGGCACAGAUUCAAAACCUGGUGCAGGAAACCCGUGUAGAGGAACUCAGGAGGAGGCUGUGCUCACGGAUGACUUUUGGAACUGCUGGACUAAGAGCAGCUAUGGGAGCCGGAUUUUCCUGUGUCAAUGAUCUCACUAUCAUCCAGUCAACACAGGGGAUGUAUGUAUACUUGACUAAAUGUUUUCCUGACCUGAGGACCAGAGGUUUGGUGGUUGGAUAUGACACACGAGCACAAUUGUGUAGUGGCUGCACCAGUGAACGGCUUGCAAGUUUGACUGCAGCAGUCAUGCUUAGUAAGAAUGUUCCAGUUUAUCUAUUUUCAACGUAUGUGCCUACCCCGUUUGUGCCCUAUGCACUGAAGAAGUUAGGAGCUGCUGCAGGUGUAAUGAUAACUGCAUCUCACAACAGAAAAGAGGAUAAUGGAUACAAGGUAUACUGGGAGAACGGUGCUCAGAUUUCUUCGCCACAUGAUAAGGAGAUACUACGUUGUAUAGAACAAAAUGCAGAGCCCUGGGCUGCAUCUUGGAAUCAAGACCUGGUUAAGAGCAGCUCAUUAAGAACUGAUCCACUGAAAGAUGUUUGCUGCUGGUACAUGGAGGAGCUGAGUACUCUCUGCUUCCACAGAGAGCUCAACACACAGUCUAGCUUGAAGUUUAUACAUUCAUCCUUUCAUGGAGUCGGACAUGCCUAUGUCCAGGAGGCAUUUCGGUCAUUUGGCUUUCGACCUCCAAUCCCUGUACCAGAGCAGAUGAAUCCAGAUCCAGACUUUUCUACUGUCAGUUGCCCUAACCCCGAAGAGGGAGAAUCAGUUUUGGAGCUGUCUCUUAGACUGGCUGAGAGAGAGGGAGCCCGGAUUGUGCUGGCCACAGACCCUGAUGCUGAUCGCCUGGCUGUGGCAGAGCAGCGUGACAAAUGUGGCUGGAAAUUUUUUACUGGGAAUGAGUUGGCCGCAUUGCUGGGUUGGUGGAUGCUAUUAAACUGGAAGGAGACUCACCCAGAUCCAGCUGAGGUUGGCAGUGUGUACAUGCUGGCCACAGCAGUCUCCUCCAGAAUCCUCAAGACAAUGGCAGAGAUGGAGGGCUUUCAUUUUGAGGAAACUCUACCUGGCUUCAAAUGGAUUGGAAAUAAAAUCCACGAGUUAGCUAAAACAGGAAAGGACGUCAUAUUUUCCUUUGAGGAGUCCAUUGGCUUUCUGUGUGGGAGAAUGGUCCCUGACAAGGAUGGAGUUAGUGCUGCUGUAGUUGUUGCUGAGAUGGCAGUGUAUCUGCAUACAAAAAAUGUAACACUUAAACAACAACUUCUAAACAUCUAUGAAACUUAUGGUUACCACAUUUCAAGAACUUCUUAUGUUAUCUGCAAUGAUGCCCCAACUGUCAAGAGAAUAUUUUAUCGUUUACGCAACUUUGAAGGAGAGGCAGUUUACCCGAAGAAGUGUGGUGGAUACACCAUUGCACAUAUCAGAGAUGUGACUACAGGUUUUGACAGCAGCCAACCUGACAAAAAAUGUGUCCUACCUGUAUCCAAAAACAGCCAAAUGGUGACAUUCACAUUUCAGAAUGGUAUCGUUGCCACCCUUAGGACUAGUGGGACAGAGCCCAAGAUCAAGUACUAUACAGAGUUCUGUGCACCACCUGGAAAAAGAGAUAUCUCAAGUCUUGAAGAAGAGUUAGCAAAUGUGACCUCUGCUCUGCUGGAGGAGUAUCUGGAGCCUGAGAAGAACAAUCUGAUCCUCAGAUCAGUCUAGCUAUGUAGCUAUACUAGCUAUGUAGUAGUAUGUAGGAGCAAUUGGCCAGGCAUAUUAUUUCAAUGCCUGGAAUCUUCUCUUAAUAUAAAACGAUUUUCAGCUUUAUUUUAUUGUUGUAAAGGUCUUGGGUCUUAGUUGAAACAGUCAACAAGCAUGGUUGUUUCUGCUAUUAUGAUUUAUGUAAUUUAACGGUUAUAUUGUCAUUAUGUUUAAAUGUGUCUUUGUUCAGUAAACCACAAGGCUUUAUCCCUGUCAUAACAUUUUAGUUAAUUAUAAGAAACCAACAAUUCAUUUGGCCUGAAAUGAAAUGUUUUUCUGUAUUAUGAUGUGAUGUAACUGUGGUUGUGAUAACAACCUGGGUUAUUUAUUCACAACUUGGUUCCUUUCACUGAAAUUAAAAACAGAUUCUGCACAGGGGUACAUUACGUCUUAACUGGCUAACAUGCUACUACGACAAUAAAUAAAGUGGCACUACUCUGCUUUGCUGCUUUAUAGAUGGGGCAGAUGUUUUAAUGAAAACAUCUAGGAUUAACUAUAUAAUUUUUAAUUCAGUGAUGCUUAAGUUAACAGUUUUUAUCCAGUACUAAAUACAUGAAGAGUGUAGAUUUUGAUUGCAAACAUUAUCCAAUGUAGUGUAUUUCAUUCUAGUCAGGCACUACAUACCUCUGUGUGCACCAAUGGUUUGGAAAAAUCAGUGCCAGUUGUGAUAGAAUGCAUGGUCAAAGUUUGCUCAUUUUCCAUACAUUUUGGUGUCAUUAAUAAUUCUUGGAUAGGGACAAUUUUGUAGAAGACUAGGUGUGCAGACUCGGUCCCUACACAAUUCAGAAAAUGGAAGACCCCCUAAAUCACCCAUGAAGGAAUGAAUUUUAGCAAUUGGAUGAUCAUUUGAAAUGGGACUUGAGGUUUGCAUACAAGUGACUUGCUCAGUAGUUUAUAAGGCAGGAAGACUACUGCUGCUUUCAGUUUCCUGAAUUCUUUAUGUAGUAUUCAGCUUGCACUAUAGAUAUCUAUUUUUUUUAAAGCAAUGUAUAAAUACUGCCAAGAAAUGUUGAAAGACUGAAUAUUUAUUUUGUGUUUUCUUCACUUUAUACAUAUGGGCAGAAGCAUGUAAUUUUGCCAUUGUAAAGUGGAGCAAAGAACCUAUUGUUUUAAGUAAAUCACCAAAAAAGAACAUUUUCCUUACAACUUUAUCAAUAUUAUUGAUGAGUACAAAAUAAUUAUUUAUUUGUGGUGAUACUCCAGCUAUAUUUAAUAUAUUACAUUGUUUUAUUUACCAAUUAAGUGUGAUGUAUUGAAUUAAAGAAAAUAUCCAAAUCAAA
Messenger RNA from Tachysurus vachellii, 3352 nucleotides. It is a transcript of the gene pgm2l1, whose product is annotated as phosphoglucomutase 2-like 1. The transcript is spliced from 14 exons. Lineage: Eukaryota; Metazoa; Chordata; Actinopteri; Siluriformes; Bagridae. Gene Ontology annotation, biological process: carbohydrate metabolic process. Gene Ontology annotation, molecular function: glucose-1,6-bisphosphate synthase activity; intramolecular phosphotransferase activity. Bases 174 to 2033 code for a protein of 619 amino acids. The record is from RefSeq and is a predicted model, not a curated record.